AUGUCGCACAACUCAACAGGGCUGACUUUACCAGCAGACACGUGUAACAAUUAUACGAUUCAGAUAGGACAAUGUAAUGGAUUACCGAUUUGUGGUUUCUGUUACAAUUUUGGUCAGUACCAUCAGCCAGCGCCUGAAUAUGAGCUUUAUAACAUGGCAAGUGCAUAAAUUUUUUUUAACUGAAUAUAGUUUUGGUAUCGUAUUUUACAUUUUUUUAAAAUUUUUAUACUUGUUAGUACUGAAAGUUGGUGAUAUUAGUACCACCAAUGCUGUUAGUAUUAUAAAAUAUUAUUACUAGCAAAAUCAGCGUUGUUAUUAUUAAAAAAUAGUAUUAAUAGUAUUUUUAAGAUUAUAAAGUGGUAUUAUUAGUACCGCUAUUAUUGUUAAGAUUAGAAACAAGAAUAGGUCAAAAAAUAGUAUUAUUAGUUUGGCUAGCAUUGUUGAGAUUACAAAAUAGUACUAUUAGUGCCUCCAUCAUUACUAGCUUUAGAAAGUAAAACUAGUAGUACCACCAGCACCAGGGCCGGGCGGGGACUUUUAGUCUGGGGGCGGGGGUCCAAAAAAAUCGGCACCGGUAAGCUACCUGUGCCGAUUUUUUUGCGAAAUUUUUUUUCCGAAAGUCCACAGGGGGACCACGUUCAAUUUUCUGCUAAAAUUUUUUUCUGUGGGGGGUACCCCCCCCUGUCCCCCCCUCGCGCCCGGCCCUGACCAGCACCACUUUUUAAACUUUGCCUACGCUAAUUUUUUAAAACAAAAUUAAUUUUUGUUUGUUGACUGUCGACAAAUUGAGUUCAAAUUUAUUAAACUUGUGGGUUAAAUUGCAAAUUUCGCUAAUUUUUAAAUUAACAUAACUCUUUUUUUAAACGUAUGUCACUCAAAAUGAACUCAUCAAAAUUAAAAUUCAGCUUAUUAGGCAUAAACCUUGAACUCUUGUUUUACAUACAUAUUUUAGAUUUAAUACUAGUUUUAAUUUUAUAUUGAGAAGUUAAAAAAAGUUUUGUCGUUUUUAACCGUGAAAGUUAGGGUAUAUUGGCGACAAGUCUUUUUUAAUGCCAUUAAUUAAAAAACAACAAAAUUUUGAAAAAAUUAUGAAAUUUUUAAAAAUUUUUAGGCAGAUAAGAGUAUAUUCUAGCCCUAAAGAUGUUUUUGGGAUACUAAUUGUCAUAGCUCUUUUACCUGCAUAUUAUACUUUGAAUCAAAUUUCAAAAAAUUAUUUUUUAAUUUUAAAAUUAAAAAAAAAUUGUAAUUUCCAAAUUUCAGAUCUUAAUUUGCAUGAUCUUGCCAAUCCUCGGCUUCCUCGGCCUGAUAGGCAACUCCUUAUCAGCCUUUGUCUACUCUCGGAAGUCGAUGCGCAGCUCUCUCAACUGUUACCUAUUCUCGUUGGCCUUCAGUGAUGCCACCAUCAUCUCCACCUCAUUUUUCCUGUUUUUUCUCGAAAGUAUGAGGAAGAGGUCGGCGUUUGUGUCAAAGUAUUUUGCACUAACAGCACCGUUAAUGUUCCCAUUGGGACUGACAGCUCAAAGUUUGAGUGUUUUCUUGACUGUCAGUGCUGCUUUCGACUGCUUUCUUCAAGUGAUUGCGAGUGAUCGGAUCAAGGAGAAGAUUUGUACGCCAAGUACUACUAAAUGGGUAGGUUUUGGCAGCUAUUUAAUGGGUUAAAAAUUGAUUAUUUAUGAUUUAUUAUAGGUUAAAACGCAAUUUUUCUCGGUUUUAGGCCAAAAUUUGAUGUUUUUUUGCGAAAAUAUUGACCUUUUUGUCUAAAAUUCCAUUUUUUAGGUAACAAAACUUUAUUUUUUAGUUAUAACUUGUGAAAACGUCUACAUUUUAGAAGUUACACUACCUUACAAUUCACAUUUUGUAUAAAAAAACUGUUUUUUAAACUGUAAAAGGGCAAUUUUUAGUCAAGACUCCCUCUUUUAUUACCUAAAACAGAUUUUUUUGCUUUUUUACCCUAAAUAUAAGUUGAUUUCUGUGUAAAAUAGUCUCUUCUAUGUUAAUCAGUAACCAAAAACAUGUUUUUCAGGUAGUAAUGACUAAUAUUUUACUGGCAGUUCUGUUCAACUUAUCACAUGUUUUUGAGAUCUCAGUGAUUCAUUGUUGGAAUACCCACUAUUCUCAGCCCAGCUACGAUGUUUGUCCUACGGAGUUGAGGCAAAAUGAAGUAAGAGGUUUAAAAAUAUAACUUAAUAUUUAUUUUCGACAAUUCUAGGCUUAAGAAAUUAAUUUUAGGCUUAAAAUUAAUUUAUAUAACUUUAGGCUUAAAUAUAAAAUUUAGGCUUAAAAAUGAAAUUUAGGCUUAAAAAUAAUCUUUUUACUGCUAAUUUUAUCAAAAAACAAAUAAAAUUUACAAAAUUUAUUUUUAGAUCUACUUCACAUUUUACUACGCCUACCUCUACACAAUAGUAAUGGCAGUUGGGCCAGUAUUGUUGUUGAUUAUCUUGAAUACAGCUAUUGUUAUCAUAAUAAAAAACACACGACAAAACGAUCAAAGUGGCGAUGGAUCAGAUAUAACAACAUUUGUACUGGUCGUGUGUUUGUUCAUAGCUUGUAAUAUCAUGGUAAGUCAGUCAAGUUUCUUUUUUACUAGCCUUAGUUCAGAGCCCUGGCCUAAAGUCUUAACCUAAUUCACUAGCCCAGAGCCCCAGUCCAGAGCCCUAGCCCAGAGCCCUAGUUCAGAGCCCUAGCCCAGAGCCCUAGUUCAGAGCCCUAGCCCAAAGUCCAAAACCCUAGCUCAGAGCGGUAGCCAAGAGCCCUAGCCCAAAGCUCUAGUCCAAGGUCUAACUCAAGGCUUAGCCUAAGCUUAUGCCUAAGCCCUAAUUCUUACCUUUGUCCGUAUCCGUGCCUUAUCUAAGCCUUGUUUUACCUUAGCCUAGCCUUAGCUCUUGUCCCAGCCGUAAUUUUGCCUUCUUAAGCCAUGCUUUACCUUACUCAUACCCUGCUCUGAAACCAACCCUCACCUCUAUUUUGACGCUCUAGCCGUGACCCCAGCCCUAGCCCCACUAUCAGUUCUAGCCGUAGUUCCAGCCUUACUCUUAGACCUAGUCCUAAGCUAAAUUUAUUUUCAGCCCUUAACAGUAAACUUUUUGGAGUUGAUGUUAGCGAUUGAGAACUCGUACCUAAUUGACGCUUCUAAUCUCAUGGUCGUCCUUAAUUCCUCCUGUAAUUUCAUCAUUUACUACGUUUUCGGAGCUCAAUUUCGACGAACUUUGAAGGACGAAUUCCCUCUAGCAGUCUACAUAAAACGGUCGACUUUGAAGUAUAAUGCAGUAGAUGACGACUUCUUACCAGAGUCUAUACUAUGCCAGACUAGCGUUUCUAGUCCGUUAAUAUCGGCCUUGAAGGCGGACGACGAGGAUGUGGAACAAUCGACUGGUCGAGGCGACGGAAGUGGCAAAAAUGGUACUGGAGGUGGUUUAGUAAGUCAAACUGGUGCUGAGGGAAGUUUACUGGGCCAAUCUGGUACUGGAGGAAGUAUACUACAACAAAGUGGUACUAGAAGCAAUUUUUCGUUCCAGAAUGGUACUGGUAGCCAAGUUGUAGGCCAAAGUGGUACUGUUAGUCAAGAAACGGGCUUAAAUGGUACAGCUAGACAAGGGGAUAGCCUAGCUGGUACUCUUGGCCAAGUGAAUAACCAAAAUGGUACUGUGGGCCAAUUUGUAAGCUUAAAUAGUACCACAGGCCAUGUUAUGACCCAAAAUCUACAAAACAGCCAAUCAGCUAGUCAUACCUCAAAACCUACUAGUCCAACCACAAAAUCGACCACUCAGGUUCACUUUACCAAAAAAUCAAUCUACCAAACGUCUAAAACUUACAGUAAUCCUACAGAGAAAGCGACUACUCCUCAAAGCAAAAAAAUCCUGGGUCGAGGGAUUUUGAAGAGCAAACCGGCUGUCAGUAAGCACAAAUCAACUCAGUUAGUCAAUUUGAUUUCAGUCGAUGAAUACUUGACGGAUCGGCCAAUGCCGUACUCAAAAACGACCGGUUAUGACUUUAAAAAACAGUCAACACCAUUGAUUGCGGUCAUAGCGCCGGCUAGUCCAGCUUUGCUCGAAAUUAAUGGGAAUAGCAAACAGAAUGGGAAAAGGUGUCAUGUAUGA
Bursaphelenchus okinawaensis is the source of this 4097-nucleotide messenger RNA. The record is from the annotation of a GenBank genome assembly. Lineage: Eukaryota; Metazoa; Nematoda; Chromadorea; Rhabditida; Aphelenchoididae.